GGCUCCUGGCGCCGCGGCUUGGCUGCGGGUGGCCCGAGAUGCCCAAGCGUGGCAAGAAGCAGGGGGGAGGGGACAGCGGGGAGGAGCCCGAGGUCCCAGAGCCCGAGGCGAAGAAGAAUAAGAAAGAAGGAGCCAAAGGCGCCAAGGAGAAGGCCGUCGAGGGGCCGAUCCUGUACCAGGACCCCCCGGACAAGCUCGCCUCCCCCGGUGGGAAGAGGUACACGCUGAAGGUCACCUCCUGGAACGUGGACGGGCUCCGCGCGUGGUUCAAGAAGAAGGGGCUGGAGUGGGUGCGCGAAGAGGGCCCAGAUGUGCUGUGCCUACAGGAGACAAAAUGUGCAGAGAAGCUGCUGCCCCCCGAGAUACGGGACAUGCCCGAAUACCCACACAAGUACUGGGCCUGCUCUGAUGACAAGGAAGGCUAUAGCGGGGUGGCCCUGCUCUCCAAGACCGAGCCGCUUAAUGUCACCUAUGGCAUUGGCGAGGAAGAGCAUGACAAGGAGGGGCGGGUGAUCACAGCCGAGUUCCCCUCGCACUUCCUCGUUACCGCUUACGUGCCUAAUGCAGGCCGGGGCCUGGUGCGCCUGGAGUACCGGCAGCAGUGGGAUAUUGCCUUCCGGGCCUACCUGAAAGGGCUGGAUGCCCGCAAGCCCCUCAUCCUGUGUGGGGACCUCAAUGUGGCCCACAAGGAGAUUGACCUCAAGAACCCCAAGGGCAACAAGAAGUCAGCUGGAUUCACACCCCAGGAGCGCGAGGGCUUUGGGGAGCUGCUGGCAGCCGGCUUCCUCGACACCUUCCGUCACCUGUACCCAGACACACCCUACGCCUACACCUUCUGGACCUACAUGAUGAACGCCCGCGCCAAGAAUGUGGGCUGGCGCCUGGACUAUUUCCUGGUAUCGCAAAGCCUGCAAGGGGCUGUGUGUGACAGCAAGAUCCGCAACCAGGUCAUGGGCAGUGACCACUGCCCUAUCACCCUCUAUGUGGCCCUCUGAGCUGGGCUGGGGCCAGUAUGCCCCUACAGCCCCAUCACCCCAAUGCUUUCUUACCCUUUAUGUUCUGCGCAGCAGGGCUUGGGUCCGCAGCCCGAAUAGUCCCUUUCUCCCCAAAUAAAUCUGAGGUAGAAGGGGACUAGAUUCACCUUUCUGAUUCUGAUCAAGUCUUAAUAUGUCUUGUAAGCAGGACUUUGGCCUGUCGGCCUCUGUCUGCCCUUGGGACGUACCCUUGACCUCUGUGCAUCUACAGAGCCCCAUAAGAGGGUAACAGGGCCAGAUGAGCAGAAGAAUGGGGCUGUAUGUCUUCAUAUAGCCCUAUAAGAGCCAUGGAGAGGAGUACAGAGAAAAGGCCUUGUGCCAAGGUCAGGCGAUGCCUCACCCCAGGGGUACCCCCCGAGCAGUCCCAGUUCAACCUGCUGCACAUGGAAGAGCCAACGCUCAGGGUCCCUGACCCCACAGCUCAGAAAGCAAGAACCUGUGGCAAACAACCUGGGGACAAUUACACUGCACCCUGUUCAGACCAGGACUCUGAUCCUCCCGCACUGCCCAAGCCUUGCUGUGACCCCCAGUACAGUCCCUACGUCCCUCCACCUGUAAGGGCCACCCUAGUAUCUGCUUGUUUCUUUCUCCCCAAGAUUCAGAGACCCUUCUCAUAAUGGAGAAGUAGGGCACUAUUUUUUACCUGCAAAAUUAAGUAGUUCUCUUGCCUAGAAGCCAAUGCCCCACUAGUGGGGGUUUCCUCAGUUGUGCUGGGGGCUGUAUGUUGUUGCAAGGAGUACUGAAUAAAACACAUUUAAAACAA
Messenger RNA from Alligator sinensis (Chinese alligator), 1797 nucleotides. RefSeq names its product apurinic/apyrimidinic endodeoxyribonuclease 1 (gene APEX1). The record is from RefSeq and is a predicted model, not a curated record. The transcript has 4 exons. Gene Ontology annotation, biological process: base-excision repair. Gene Ontology annotation, molecular function: DNA-(apurinic or apyrimidinic site) endonuclease activity; endonuclease activity; double-stranded DNA 3'-5' DNA exonuclease activity. Gene Ontology annotation, cellular component: nucleus. NCBI's taxonomy places the organism in Eukaryota, Metazoa, Chordata, Crocodylia, Alligatoridae. The coding region runs from base 39 to 995 and encodes 318 amino acids.